AUGACGUUGACCGACAACGAGAUCGAUUACGUUCAUUGGGACGAUCCCAACGAACUAGUGGAUCGCCUUCGAUUGCUCGACGCUUCUCGUCGAGUACGCAACAACGCUCAUGAUAACGAAAUUCUAUCGAUAAUCGAGGAACUUCCUGACUUUGAUACAAAGUUGCGCAAGAUUCGACGUAUAGCGCUACCUGUGGAUGAUGAUGAUGCCGCCAACAAACGAUACGUGCUACAGAAUGUGCAAAUGUUGAAAAUUCGGCAGGAUGAAAUCAAGAAAAAGUUAGACACGCUUCAAGUAACUAUAAAUGAGCUUAAAAAAGUAGUUGGUGAAGUGAAAGAUUUCAUGCGUGUCAUGGAGAAAAAAAGGAAGGAUCGAGUCCUUUACUUGCUGCAUUACAUCGGCCCGGCGGCAUUUGAUAUUUUGUGCGAUCGGUUGGACCCGCAAGACCCAUUUAAACAGUUGCUUGACGACCUCAUACUGGGGGAAUUUUACGAGCCUCAACCGUUGGAAAUUGCGAAAAAUUUCCGUUUUCACCAGCGACGCCAGGAAGCGGGCGAGAGCGUGCAACAGUUCGCGGCGGCGUUGCGUAAAUUGUGCAUCCACUGCCGAUUUGGAGAUUACCUAAAAAUUGCGCUCAGGAACCACGAUGGAACUGUCGGAAAAAAGCUCCGCCUCCAAGUGGCAGCGACUCAGCCAACGACACAAGUGGAUUUAAUACAGGCCGGGAAGAAACCACCGCGGAAGUCGGGAGUGUCGAGUACAGCCUACGGGAGGAAGAAGCCCCUUGUGAAUAACUCUUCGAACAUAGCGUACACAAGGAACAAUGCGAAUCGCCGUUUUAAUAAAAACCAAGUCGCUAGCGCGAAUUAUGUGAAGGAAAGGAAGGGUAGUUCGAUAAAGUGUUACAAAUGCGGCCGAAGUCAUUUGGCUUCACAAUGUACCUUGAGUAGAGACGUCCGCUGCUCCGGUUGUGGUACCAAAGGACAUCUGCAAAAAGUAUGCUUCAAGGCCAAGAAACAUACUAAUCAACUGGAGGACAUUCUCCAGCUGGAGCAUCCCAAAUACAGGACUAAAUUCCACUGUACACUAAAGGUGGAUAAUAAACAAGUAAGAUUUGAAAUAGAUAGCGGCUCCGCGGUGACCGUGAUAAAUCGGCAUACGGCACGUGAGUUAUUUCCACAUUCGACCAUUCAUUCGACGGAUUUGAAUUUGAGAGCGUUUUGUAACACCGUAGUAGGAAUAAUAGGAUACAUUACAGUAAGAGUUAAAUAUGAUCAAGUCGAACGCGAGCUAAAUAUUUACAUUACGGACAUAAACAGGAAACCAUUGCUAGGUAGAGAAUGGAUCCGCCAGCUUGCGGUGCCUGGCGGAGUAUCGGAUUUCCUGGACUGCAAUGCUAUCGAGCAAGCGAACAAAGAUACGCAAUUUAAAGUAGAAAGUUUAUUGCAAAAAUACAAAGAAUUACGUUCAACGGAAUGGUCCAAAAUAAAUGAUAAAGAAUUAGACGAACUAUCGCGAGCGGGCGUAUUUACGAAAGCGGAAACCGCAGAGUGGGCGACGCUGAUCGUGCCUAUUUUGAAGGCGGAUAGACGUGUACUAUUUUGCAGGGAUUACAAGGCCACAAUUAACCCGAAGUUAGUAGUCGAUGAACAUCCGCUACCGAUCAUAAACGAGAUAUUUGCGAAACUGACCGGAGGGGAAAAGUUUACAAAAAUUGAUCUACGCCAAGCAUACUUACAAUUAGAUGUAGACUCAAAAAGUAGCGAAGUUCUGACGCUAAACACACAUCGGGGAUUAUACAAAGUAAAUCGACUAACGUAUGGAAUAAGGACCAUUGAAAACAUACUGCAGAGCCUUGACGGAGUCGCGGUAUUUCUAGAUGACAUAGUCAUCACAGGCGAAACAGAGAUAAUACAUUUACAAAGAUUAAACGCGAUAUUACAACGGUUACACAAUUAUAAUAUCAGAAUAAACUUAGAAAAAUCAGGCGAUUAA
Molecule: messenger RNA, 1995 nt
Organism: Wasmannia auropunctata (little fire ant)
Lineage: Eukaryota; Metazoa; Arthropoda; Insecta; Hymenoptera; Formicidae
Exons: 5
Coding region: 1-1995 (664 amino acids)
Molecular function (GO): zinc ion binding; nucleic acid binding
Source: RefSeq, a predicted model, not a curated record